This is a messenger RNA of Malaclemys terrapin pileata, 1142 nucleotides long. RefSeq names its product cytochrome b5. Bases 126 to 560 code for a protein of 144 amino acids. Lineage: Eukaryota; Metazoa; Chordata; Testudines; Emydidae. The transcript has 5 exons. The record is from RefSeq and is a predicted model, not a curated record. Gene Ontology annotation, cellular component: intracellular membrane-bounded organelle; mitochondrial outer membrane. Gene Ontology annotation, molecular function: heme binding.
AGCGGACCAGAUUGGGACCCGGAAGAGCCAAUGGGUCUCUAGGGCCCGGAGGGGGUGUGGCCUAGGUACGGCGGCCGCGCUGGGCCUAGCUUGUUUGCCGUUCGGUAAAGGUGCCGGGAGCCGGGAUGGGGAGCGAACAGCUCGGCGCUGCUGGGGUCGGCGCGGCGCCCGAGGGCGGCCCCUUCUUCACCCUGGCGGAGGUGGCGAAGCACAACUCGAGCCGCGAGGCCUGGCUGGUGAUCCACGGGCGCGUGUACGACGUCGGCCGCUUCCUGGACGAGCAUCCAGGUGGAGAGGAGGUUUUGCUCGAACAGGCUGGUAGGGAUGCCACAGAGAGCUUUGAAGAUGUUGGGCACUCCACAGAUGCCAGGGAAAUGCUCAAAGAGUACCUCAUAGGAGAGGUUCACCCGUGCGAUCGUAAAAACGAAGGCUCUAAGGAUCCAAACACGACAUCCUCAAGCCAGUCAAGUUUCUGGUCAACGUGGCUAAUCCCCAUCUUCGGCGCGCUGGUCAUAGGCUUAAUGUACCGAUAUUACAUGUUGGAUGGGAAAUCUUCUUGAUCUGGCCUCGCUGGAACCUUGAGAAGCAUGAGAGCACACGCAUGCGAGCAAGAGCUCUGGGGUUUUGGGUUUCUUAAACCUUGCGUAUUUUGUUCUUAGCUUUGAGUCUGUCUAGCAAUAGUGGUGUCUGCAAAGCCAAGCUACUGUUAGAGAGUGUCUGUCCAGACUCUGGGAUCCACUGCCCUGUCUCGCAUUCUCUUCAGAGUCUUGUAUGUGCGUUGGGGCAGGGGGUGAGGUGCAGUGUCCUAAUAUUCCAUUCUAUGUCUAGUCUGUCUCGCUGUAAUGAUCAAUCAUGGGUAACGUUUCUUUUAACACCUUUUUGUUAAUCCCAGCAAUGUGGAACAGCUGCUAGCGUGAGCCUGUGAAAGGCCUCUCUCUUUCAUGUGAGUGAGCAUUGUCAAAGAAACUGCAAGCGGUCUACAAUCCCAUCCAGCAGAAGUGUUCUGAGCCUGAGCAGAACAGCUUUCCCGGUGCACCCAGGCAACACUAACAGGAGCAGCAGGAAAUUGCUAGCUCUUGUUGUCUCUUCAUAUAUGUGGCUGUUUUUAAAUGGUUAAGCAAAUAUAUAUAUUUUAAAAUGGA